AUGGCUGCUCAAGUAAUCUCCAAUUCCGGACACGAUGAGAUGAUUCACGAUGCCGGCCUGGACUACUACGGCCGCAGAUUGGCAACAUGUUCAUCGGACAAGACGAUAAAGAUAUUUGAAAUUGAAGGAGAGACACAUCGGUUGAUUGAAACAUUGAAGGGACAUGAAGGAGCUGUGUGGUGUGUGGCUUGGGCACACCCUAAAUUCGGAACUAUCCUCGCUUCCUCUUCGUACGAUGGAAAGGUGCUCAUCUGGCGCGAACAACACCAGAACGCCACGUCACCCGUCGCUGGCGGCGCUUGGACGAAGGUGUUCGACUUCUCUCUACACACCGCUUCAGUGAACAUGGUAUCCUGGGCUCCGCAUGAGAGUGGCUGUCUCCUGGCUUGCGCCUCCUCAGACGGACAUGUUAGCGUUCUCGAAUUCCGUGACAACAGCUGGACUCACCAGAUUUUCCACGCCCACGGUAUGGGUGUGAACUCUAUCAGCUGGGCACCUGCCGCCGCCCCUGGCAGCUUGAUCAGCUCCAACCCUGGACCGGGCCAGCAGCGGAGGUUCGUCACUGGUGGAAGCGACAACCUGCUUAAGAUCUGGGACUACAACCCGGAAACCAAGACCUACAACAACACGCAGACUCUGGAAGGCCACUCCGACUGGGUCCGGGAUGUCGCUUGGUCGCCUAGCGUUCUUUCCAAGUCCUACAUCGCCUCUGCCUCUCAAGACAAGACAGUCCGGAUCUGGACUUCCGAUGCGUCAAACCCUGGCCAGUGGACCAGCCAGCAACUCGAGUUCGACACUGUCCUCUGGCGCGUCAGCUGGAGCCCUAGUGGAAACAUCCUUGCUGUGAGCGGUGGCGAUAACAAGGUCAGCUUGUGGAAGGAAAACCUCAAGGGACAAUGGGAGAAGGUAAAGGAUAUCGAGGAGUAG
This is a messenger RNA of Aspergillus luchuensis, 927 nucleotides long. RefSeq names its product GTPase-activating protein SEC13 (gene sec13). The record is from RefSeq and is a predicted model, not a curated record. Bases 1 to 927 code for a protein of 308 amino acids. Gene Ontology annotation, molecular function: protein binding; structural molecule activity. Gene Ontology annotation, biological process: COPII-coated vesicle budding; protein import into nucleus; positive regulation of TOR signaling. Gene Ontology annotation, cellular component: nuclear pore outer ring; COPII vesicle coat. NCBI's taxonomy places the organism in Eukaryota, Fungi, Ascomycota, Eurotiomycetes, Eurotiales, Aspergillaceae. The transcript has 6 exons.